Macadamia integrifolia is the source of this 1031-nucleotide messenger RNA. RefSeq names its product SUMO-conjugating enzyme SCE1. NCBI's taxonomy places the organism in Eukaryota, Viridiplantae, Streptophyta, Magnoliopsida, Proteales, Proteaceae. Gene Ontology annotation, cellular component: nucleus. Gene Ontology annotation, molecular function: SUMO conjugating enzyme activity. The transcript has 5 exons. Bases 179 to 661 code for a protein of 160 amino acids. The record is from RefSeq and is a predicted model, not a curated record. Gene Ontology annotation, biological process: protein sumoylation.
CGAAAAAAAUAUACAUAAAGACCGGAGGGAAAUCUCUCUCUCUCUCUCUCUUAAGUCUCUCAUGUGUCGACGACUGUCGAGGGUAGAGUGAUUAGAGAGAAAACGAAGAGAAGCAAGUGCGAGCGCGACCGAGGCAAAGCGAGAGGGAGGAGAAGAAGAAGCAGGGAAGGAAGCAAUUAUGUCAGGAGGGAUCGCUCGUGGUCGUCUUGCAGAGGAGAGGAAAGCGUGGCGUAGGAAUCAUCCCCAUGGCUUUGUUGCUAAGCCAGAGACGUUGACGGAUGGGUCUGUGAACUUGAUGGUCUGGCAUUGUACCAUCCCUGGUAAGACAGGGACUGACUGGGAAGGUGGUUACUUUCCAAUUACACUCCACUUCAGUGAGGACUACCCUAGCAAGCCACCCAAGUGCAAGUUCCCUCAAGGUUUCUUCCAUCCCAAUGUUUACCCUUCAGGAACUGUUUGUUUAUCGAUUCUCAAUGAGGAUAGUGGUUGGAGACCCGCGAUCACAGUGAAGCAAAUUCUUGUUGGCAUACAGGAUUUGCUGGACCAGCCAAACCCUGCUGAUCCUGCCCAGACAGAUGGAUAUCACCUCUUCAUCCAGGAGCCGACUGAGUACAAGAGAAGGGUUAGACAACAAGCUAAGCAAUACCCAGCUCUUGUCUGAUGCCAUCCAUACCUGACCUGCUGUUCUUUUGGAAACCAUUAGUGCAUUUGCCAGUACUCUUGUGUAUGUGUAGGCUGCAUGGUAGAUUCUCGAUUGGUAAGGAAGAACUCUUAUUUGUCAAUUGUCUUAAUAUGGCAUUAUGCCGAUUUGAAUACUAGAAGUACUUAAUUGAUAUUUUGGGCGGUAGGGACACUGUAUAUGCCCUGUUAUCGAAGACUUUCAUGCUUUGAUUAUUGCUUGUAAGAUUCUCUUAUUUUUCUUAUUUUGAACAAAGAAUGAGAAAACUGAUACUUGUGCGAAAUAUGUCAAAUAGUAAAAUCCGACAUCUGAGUUCUGGAUGGUUUUGUAAUAAAUUACCACUCUUUUGUGA